AUGUACGAAGGGAUUGACAACCUGAAAUCCCUUUACGACCGUGCCGGGAAGACUUUCUCCGGCGGUCCUUCUGCGGCACAGGAUGUGCCGCGUCGUACUGCUCAACCAGACCCAGUACGUCAAUCAUCAGUUGGGAGCGGGGCUCCCAAGUAUCCCAGGACGGGGGAUAGCCGCGCCACCGGACGAGGUAACUCGUCCGACGUCCGUUCACAUCGCGGUGGUUCAACAGCUGCUCAACCAGAUAGCGCUGGCCACCGCGAGAGUCCUCUAAUGGAGGUGGAGGAGAAGGGAAAACGCUCUCCAAGCUAUUGUGGGGGAGCGUGUGUCUCCGAGAGCUUCUUUGAUCGCGUAACUCUGCGUUACGCGGAGACCUCGAACAUGAGCGGGACAGGCGUCUUGAACUGGCGGACACUGUCUUGA
Peronospora matthiolae is the source of this 420-nucleotide messenger RNA. The record is from the annotation of a GenBank genome assembly. NCBI's taxonomy places the organism in Eukaryota, Oomycota, Peronosporomycetes, Peronosporales, Peronosporaceae.